CCUUACCGCUUGAAGCUGGUAUGUUUUGCGGGGUUGCGGAUAUUGUCGGAGACGGAGGUUUGUACGUGGUCUUCUUAGGUCAAGAGGAACUGGAUCUGUCCUGUGCUACUGUGACUAACCAGUGGGCCGCGUUGUUGGUUUCACUUUGGCCAUGGUCUGUUGGUUCGUGGUUGGGCGCGAUUGGGGCAGAGAGGUUUCUAGCGAUGGACUAGGUAUUAGGUCUAGACGGUGGCGCGCGUGAUGUUAUCAGAGAGCUAGACGGAGUGGUAUCGGUUGUUUCAGUGCUCUGGCCAUGAUAAAGGCGCAAGCGAAUGCUACCCCAGUAAGGCCGAUAUGAAGUGUUGCUGGAUUAGGAAGGUGAGGACAUUUACUUCAUCAGUUCACUUAUAACACCCCCUGUCUUCUCUCCUUCAUCAAUUCCCCAUCCUCCAUCUUGAAUCUGCACUGCAUCCAUUGAGCUAUCUAGGAUUGAUCUAUUGCUACAAUGGAGGAGAAAUAUCCACCCUCUGUCCGCGUUACUUCGACUGAAGACUCACUGAAGGACUCUGGUGCUGUCUCUGGAGACGGUGCUACCCUCAGCAACACCGUCCAUCAACUAAGACUCAUCAAGAAGCAUCACCAUUGGGACCCCAAUCUCCCCGAUGACCUUGCUGAUGAGAUUGACGAUGCCUUACACACCAAUAACGAGGGCACUCGCCAGGAAAUAGCUCACAGUCUGCUCGAGAACUCCCCCUACCCUGAAGUGCGCGCUGCUGUUCCGAACACCGAUGAAGGCGGACACUCCAAUACUUUUCGUGCCUGGGCCAUCGGUCUCUUGCUCGCAACAAUUGGAUCGGCCCUCAACAGCCUGUUUUCUAUGCGCCAGCCCUAUAUUAUUAUCCCAUCCUACGUUGCUCAGGUCGUUGCCUAUCCUAUUGGCUUGGCUUGGGCAAAGGUCAUGCCGAACAGAACUUACAACUUAUUCGGAGUCAAGUUCAGUCUCAACCCGGGACCUUAUACUAAGAAGGAACAUGCUAUCUCCGUUAUCAUGGCCAAUGCCACGUUUGGCGGCGGUGCGGCCUAUGCUACCGAUAUCCUGCUUGCGCAGCGCGCCUUCUACAAGCAACGCUUUGACUGGGUCUUUGAGAUCUUCAUGUGCAUAUCGACUCAGAUGUUGGGCUUUGGCAUGGCCGGGUUCUUCCAUCGGUUCCUAGUCACCCCUGCAGCAAUGAUCUGGCCGUCGACACUCAUCAACACUUCCCUUUUCACGGCCCUCCACGACCGCAGCAGACCCGACCCUGCCAAAGUAUCGGGCUGGAGGAUUGGCAAGUACAGAAUGUUUCUGUACUGCAUGAUCGGAUCGUUUGUGUGGUACUGGUUUCCUGGGUAUAUCGCACCAUUCCUUAGCGUCUUCGCUUGGGUAACUUGGAUCAAGCCGCAGAACGUGGUCAUUAAUCAAUUGUUCGGAGGUUGGACUGGGCUAUCACUGAUUCCAAUGACUUUUGACUGGACCCAGGUUUCGGGGUUCAAUUUCAGCCCUCUGAUCGUGCCCUGGCAUGGUAUUGCGAAUACACUAAUUUCGUUGGUGAUAUUCUUUUGGAUUGUCACUCCUGCUAUGCAUUACACCGGUAUCAACUAUUACAAGUACCUGCCUAUUAGCGAUUCCAGCAGCUACGACAACACUGGUCAGGUCUACAAUGUUUCUCGAAUCCUUACUCCAGAUAUGACUCUGGAUCUGGCUAAAUAUGAAAAUUACUCUCCCCUCUUCCUGUCCACCACCUUCACCCUCUGCUAUGGUCUGUCCUUUGCCACAAUCAUUGCCGUUAUUGUGCAUGCCGUGCUGUUCCACGGAAAGGAUAUUUGGGCCCGGUUUCGCCGAAUUGGCCAGGAAGAGGAAGACGUGCAUGGACGCUUGAUGGCUAGGUUCAAGCCGGUUCCAUUGUGGUGGUAUGGUGUUAUAACACUUAUCAUGAUCGGAAUUGCACUCGGGGUCAGCCAGGGAUAUCCAACGCAUCUUACCUGGUGGGCCUUUUUCAUCUCACUGAUCAUGGCGGCAAUCUGGUUUAUACCCUGUGGGAUUAUCCAGGCGUCAACAAAUAUCCAAAUUGGACUCAAUGUGAUUACCGAGUUUGUGAUCGGCUACAUGCAACCCGGCAGACCAAUGGCAAUGAUGCUGUUCAAGACAUACGGCUACAUCAGCAUGUACCAAGGACUUUUCUUCUGUCAGGACAUGAAGCUCGGGCAUUAUAUGAAGAUCCCGCCCCGGGUGACAUUUGCUGCUCAAAUGGUAUCCUGCUUAUGGUCCUCCAUUGUGCAGAUUUGCGUUAUGAACUGGGCACUAGGCUCUAUUUCGAAUGUCUGCGAGUUAGAUCAAGCGAACCGCUACACCUGCCCCAAUGGCCGCGUUUUCUUCAACGCGUCUAUAAUCUGGGGCACAAUCGGACCUGCCCGCAUGUUCUCCCCUGGCCAGAUGUACUCGGGUCUCAUGUGGUUCUGGCUCGCAGGGUUUGCGCUACCGGUUGUCAUUUACGUUGCCGCGCACCUUUCAAGGAACACCAGAUAUGGAAGCUACGUACGUCUUCUUAAUGCUCCUAUUAUCUUCGGUGGAACAGCACUCCUUCCCCCUGCUACCCCACUGAACUACCUUUCUUGGGGCAUUGUAGGGUUCAUUUUCAACAAGUAUAUUCGCGACCGCUGGCGGGGGUGGUGGAUGCAGUACAACUAUGUUUUAUCGGCAGGGCUAGACGUUGGAUUGGCACUGUGCACGAUCCUCAUUUUCCUCACGCUCAACCUGACCAAAACGGAAUUUCCCAGUUGGUGGGGGACCAACAUCGCCGCUGAUACCAUGGACGCUGCGGGCACGGCGGUGCAAGUUACGGGUGUGAAGUUUGGGCCUGAGAAGUGGUAGCCAUUUACUCAUGUACUUACUUUUAUGAUGCUUGAAUUGAGGGGGAUAUGGCUAUGAUGGAAUUAAUCUGGGCGUACUAAUCAAUUGAUCAAACCCAACCCGCGAAGAGUAACCUCAUUACAUCUAUUAAGAAACCCCAACACAUCCUCUUUACCAUGCCAGACAUCAUUAUACGCCGCACUAAGAGUGACCCUGCCCUUCCAGGUCCCCAAGAAUAGACCCAGCCCAGUCCCCAAUUCCUCACCCGUAACCCACGGAUCCUCAACUUCAAGCUCCCCAUACCUGUGCCUAAUCACCUUGUCAAGAACACCAAGACUGGAUAUAGACACAGAGGGUGUCUCAUUCCGGGCCGGGACAGA
Molecule: messenger RNA, 3246 nt
Organism: Aspergillus versicolor CBS 583.65
Lineage: Eukaryota; Fungi; Ascomycota; Eurotiomycetes; Eurotiales; Aspergillaceae
Gene: optB
Product: small oligopeptide transporter, OPT family
Exons: 1
Coding region: 485-2887 (800 amino acids)
Biological process (GO): transmembrane transport
Molecular function (GO): oligopeptide transmembrane transporter activity
Source: RefSeq, a predicted model, not a curated record